AGGAUAAUGAUAAUGUCCCAUGCGAUGAUACACUCUCCAGCAAAACGUCUGUGAGGCUUGGAGAUGGAGCAGCUACGAGACGACAUCUCACAGAAUAAACAGGGCUUUCAGUAGUAGAGAACCUAGACAUUCACAUCAUGGCGCUUUCCAAGCUGAAGAGUCUGGUCUCUGGCCGGAUCAGAGCUGGAAAUCAUGCGAUGGAAUUGGCAGCGAACGAGCCAAUGCUACCGGAGAACGAAAGAUCUGUGGCCGGUGCUCUUGAUAUUGAAGGCUAUGUGGAAGCCGAGAAUCUGCGCGCAGCCGGAGAAGAGGAUGCCUUGACUUCCUCGAUCAAGCCCCAUGCCUUCUAUGCCUCCAAGCGUGUGGAGAUCUUCGGAAUAUCGAUACCCAAAGCUCUACUUUGGCUGCUGCUCCUGCCGGCAGGGAUUGUUCUGCUGUCAUUUCUGUUGCCGUCCAACCGGAGACACUCGCCAACAGAGCUGGCCCUGUUGAACAACGGGACGCAUGAUUUCCAUCCUACAACUCUGGUCGUAUCCCUUGAUGGCUUUAGGGAGCUCUAUCUAUCGUCUCACGCAAAUCUGGUGCCAAACAUUCUAUCUAUUGGAAAUGCAGGAAAUGGACUUAGGGCCAAAACGUUGCAACCCCAAUGGCCAACAUUGACAUUCCCGAACCACUGGAGCAUGAUGACGGGACUUCAUGUUGAGACGCAUGGGAUUGUUGCGAAUCACUUUUACGACCCUGAACAAGGCGUACAAUUUAAAAUAGAAGAGGCUGAAAUGAUUGGGGAGAGUCAAUGGUGGAGAGGGGAGCCGAUGUGGAGUGUCGCUGAGAAGGCGGGUCUGAUCACGGCAAAUAUGAUGUGGCCUGGACCACCAGCAACGAGUCAGGGUGUGGCACCUACUUAUGCUGUGCCAUUUGGAGAUAUGGAUCCAUCUGCCAAGGUUGAUCAGCUGUUGACCUGGAUCGACAUGCCCAUUGAGAAAAGGCCCCGACUUAUCUUUGGCUACAUGCCGGAAGUGGAUCAAUUUGGACAUCUGGGCGGACCGAACUCUGUCGACGUGGAGAAAGCUCUUCAGAUGGUCGAUCAAGCUAUUGGUAGACUUCUCAACGGUCUCAAGGAGAGAAACCUAGAGAACAUCGUCAAUCUCAUAGUAUUAUCUGAUCAUGGAAUGAGCGAGACUUCGAAUGAUCGUAUGAUCUUUCUGGAUGAUGUCCUUGGCAAAGAAGGCUUUGAGGCUAUACAAUGGCGUGAUGGCUGGCCAUCUGCCGGCCUGCGCUUUAAAGAGGGCACAGAUACCGGUCCUCUACUGGAAAAUCUUCAAAAUGCGGCCAUUGCGUCUCAAGGUUCAUUCACAGUGCACACUCGCGAGACCAUGCCAGAGAGGUGGAGUUACAAUGCUUCUGAUCGCAUAGCUCCAAUCUGGGCCAUCCCAAAGCUAGGUUGGGUACUGGUUGAUCAUCAUGAGUUUGAAGAUGUACUACAUGGUCAAUUUACGCCAAAAGGCUUGCAUGGAUAUGAUAAUACAGAAGCGGAGAUGCAAGCCAUGUUUUUCGCUCAAGGCCCCUUUGUGGACGACAUGAAAGUCAGAGCGAUGCAGAGCGGAUCUGAGGGCUGGGUGUCCAAAGACCCACACGUCAUAGAUAGUUUUAACAACCUCGAAAUCUUCACUCUGGUUCUUGGGCUCGUCGGCUUAUCUGACAAGAUUCCAGCACAUAAUGGGACAAUAGGCUUUUGGAAACAGUACCUGUAGACUGCAUGACUUUGAUCGAUCAUGCUCAUAGAUUUUUGGGACUUCGUGCUCGGUUCAUUUGAGUUCCUUCAUUGGUAGAGACUUAGAGGCAGCGUCAAUCCCAGGGGCCAGGCUCCUCACCGUUGAUAUGGAUACGAUACAUG
Molecule: messenger RNA, 1894 nt
Organism: Kockovaella imperatae
Lineage: Eukaryota; Fungi; Basidiomycota; Tremellomycetes; Tremellales; Cuniculitremaceae
Product: alkaline-phosphatase-like protein
Exons: 10
Coding region: 138-1751 (537 amino acids)
Biological process (GO): nucleoside triphosphate metabolic process
Molecular function (GO): ribonucleoside triphosphate phosphatase activity; nucleoside triphosphate diphosphatase activity
Source: RefSeq, a predicted model, not a curated record